AUGGCCCAGACCCCCGACGGCAUAUCCUGCGAGCUGCGAGGCGAGAUCACCAAGUUCCUGUGGCCCAAGGAGGCAGAACUGCUGCUGAAAACCUGGCUGCCAGAGCGGGAGGGUGCGGAGCAAGGUCAUGUCCUGGUGCUGCUCCGAUGGAGAGCCUACCUGCUCCACACCUGCCUCCCUCUGAGGGUGGACUGCACAUUCAGCUACCUGGAGGUCCAGGCCAUGGUGCUGCAGGAGACACCCCCUCAGAUCACCUUUGAGCUGGAGUCCCUGCCUGAACUGGUCCUGGAGUUUACUGGUGUGGCUGCUCUGGAACAGCUGGCCCAGCACAUUGCUGCUGCCAUCAGGAAGGUCUUCCCUCGCUCAACCCUUGGGAAGCUCUUCCGGAGGCCCACACCCCCCUCCAUGCUGGCUCGACUGGAGAAAAGCAGCUCCUCAGAAGCCACCUCACCCAGCAGCCCCUGUGGGGGCUUCUCGGAGACAUACGAGGCCCUGUGUGACUACAAUGGCUUCCCUUUCCGAGAGGAGAUUCAGUGGGAUGUGGACACCAUCUACCAUCGUCAGGGCUGCCGCCAUUUCAGCCUAGGAGACUUCAGCCAUCUGGGAAGUCGGGACCUGGCCUUGAGUGUGGCUGCCCUGUCCUACAAUCUCUGGUUCCGGUGCCUCUCCUGCGUGGACAUGAAGCUGAGCCUUGAGGUCUCAGAACAGAUUCUGCACAUGAUGAAUCAGUCAUCCCACCUGGAGGAGCUGGUGCUGGAGACCUGUGGCCUGAGAGGAGACUUUGUCCGGCGACUGGCCCAGGCAUUGGCGGGACACACCAGCUCGGGACUGCGGGAGCUCAGCCUGGCUGGGAACCUGCUGGAUGACCGAGGUGUGGCUGCCCUUAGCAGACACCUAGAGAAGCAUCCUGGAGCCCUGAGGAGACUCAGCCUAGCGCAGACUGGGUUGACGCCGCGAGGAAUGAGGGCUCUAGGCCGGGCACUGGCUUCCAAUUCAGCCUUUGACUCUGCCCUGACCCACUUGGACCUUUCCGGGAACCCCGGGGCACUGGGGGCUUCGGAGGACCGUGGGGGCCUCUAUAGUUUCCUGAGCCGUCCUAACGUUCUGACGUUCCUGAAUCUCGCAGGCACCGACACCGCCCUGGACACUCUCUUCGCGGCGCUGUCCCGCGGCGGCUGCUCCAGCCUGGCUCACCUAGACGCCUCGAGGAACGUCUUCUCCCGCACGAAGUCCAGGGCUGCGCCCGACGCCCUGCAACUCUUCCUCAGCCGCGCCGGGACGCUUCGGCACCUGGGCCUGGCGGGCUGCAAACUGCCACCCGACGCACUCAGGGCGCUUCUGGAAGGCCUGGCGCUCAAUACGCACCUGAAUGACCUACACCUGGACCUCAGCGCGUGUGAGCUGCGCUCGGCGGGUGCUCAAGUGAUACAAGACUUGGUGUGUGAUGCUGGCGCAGUGAGCUCCCUGGAUCUGGCAGAUAAUGGCUUUGGCUCAGACAUGGUGACUCUGGUGCUGGCCAUUGGGAGGAGCCGGUCCCUGCGACACGUGGCGCUUGGAAGGAACUUCAACGUCCGGUGCAAGGAGACCCUGGACGACGUCCUACACCGGAUUGUUCAGCUCAUGCAGGAUGACGACUGUCCCCUGCAGUCUCUGUCUGUGGCUGAGUCACGGCUGAAGCUGGGCGCCGGCGUCCUGCUCCGGGCCUUGGGCACCAAUCCUAACCUGACAACCCUGGAUAUCAGCGGCAACGCCAUGGGGGACACGGGUGCCAAGAUGCUGGCCAAGGCGCUUCGGGUUAACACGAGGCUCAGGUCUGUGGUCUGGGACCGAAACCACACAUCUGCUCUGGGCCUUCUGGACGUGGCACAGGCCCUGGAACAGAACCGCAGCCUGAAGGCCAUGCCUCUGCCACUGAACGAUGUGGCCCAGGCUCAGCGCAGCCGUCCUGAACUGACAGCACGGGCCGUGCAUCAGGUGGGGGUCCCCCCUCUUCCCCUGCCUUGCCCUGCGCCUUGUCCUGCCCUGCCACUUCUCAGCCUCUCUUGUGCCCAGAUCCAAGCCUGUCUUCUGAGGAACAAUCGCACAGACCACACCUCUGCUGACUGCACCUCCCGCCCGAAGCCCCUGGGUCUGGGGUCAGACCCCUCCGAACAGGAAGUGAAUGAACUGUGUCAGUCGGUGCAGGAGCACGUGGAGUUGCUGGGCUGUGGGGCUGGACCCCAGGGUGAAGCUGCUGUGCACCAGGCUGAGGAUGCCAUCCAAAAUGCCAACUUCUCUCUCAGCAUUCUCCCCAUUCUUUAUGAGGCUGGAAGUUCCCCAAGCCACCAAUGGCAGCUGCGGCAGAAGCUGGAGGGCCUGCUGGGACAGGUGGGAGAGGUGUGCCGCCGGGACAUUCAGGACUUCACUCAGGCCACACUGGACACAACAAGGAGUCUCUGCCCACAGACAUUGCAGGGUCCCAGGUGGAGGGAGCAGCUAGAGGGGGUCCUCGGGGGCUCAAGGGGUCUCCCAGAGCUGCUCCCAGAGCAUCUGCUGCAAGAUGCCUUCACUCGGCUCAGGGACAUGCGCCUGUCAGUCACAGGGACCUUGGCAGAGAGCAUUGUGGCUCAGGCUGUGGCAGGUCUGAGUGCAGCCCGGGAUCGGCUGGUGGAGAGUCUGGCUCAACAGGCAACAGAGGCAAUGCCCCCUGUCAUACUGACACUAGACGGAGAUGAGUCCAGCCCCCUUGGACCUGGGGAAUUGGAAGGUCUUUUCUUCCCUGAGGAGAAAGGAAAGGAGGAUGAAGAGGAGCAGAAGGAUGAAAGUCCUCCACAGAAAUGGGCUGAAUCCCUCCACUGUCUUCACCUGGACUCCUCCACUCACAGUGCUGCUGAGGAGCUAGAGCCGGAGCCCGAGCUGGCGGCUCCGGGGGAAGAUGCAGAGCCGCAGGCGGGGCCAUCCGCUCGUGGCUCUCCGAGCCCCGCCGCCCCAGGGCCCCCGGCCGGCCCGUUGCCUCGCAUGGACCUGCCGCCCUCCGGGCAGCCCCUGCGCCAUCCUACCCGGACCCGACCACGGCCGCGGCGCCAGCACCACCACCGCCCGCCGCCGGGGGGCCCCCAGGUGCCCCCAGCCCUGCCGCAGGAAGGGAAUGGGCUCAGUGCCCGCGUGGAUGAGGGCGUGGAGGAAUUCUUCUCCAAAAGGCUGAUCCACCAGGAUCGCCUCUGGGCCCCUGAGGAGGACCCGGCAGCUGAGGGGGGUACCACCCCUGUCCCCCGUACACUUCGCAAGAAGCUGGGCACCCUCUUUGCCUUCAAGAAGCCUCGUUCAACACGUGGGUCACGACCUGAUCUUGAGACCAGCCCUGGAGCAGCUCCCCGCUCUCGAAAAACCACACUCGGGGACUUGCUUCGGCCACCGGCCCGUCCUGGCCGUGGUGAGGAGCCUGCUGGGGCCGAGGGGGGCACCGGCAGCCCAGACCCAACCCGCAGGAGUCGGCCUCGAUACACCCGUGAAAGCAAGGCCUACUCCCUGAUACUGCUCCCUGCUGAGGAGGAGGAGACAGUGGGAGCCAGGCCCGACAAGCGGCGGCCCCUGGAGCGGGGAGACACAGAGCUGGCCCCAUCCUUUGAGCAGCGAGUACAAGUGAUGCUGCAGAGGAUCGGUGUGAGCAGAGGCAGUGGGAGUGCCGACGGCAAGAGGAAGCAGAGCAAAGAUGGAGAAAUCAAGAAGGCUGGCUCGGAUGGUGACAUUAUGGACAGUUCCACAGAGGCUCCUCCCAUCUCGAUCAAGUCCCGCACCCACUCUGUGUCUGCUGACCCUUCAUGCAGACCUGGGCCAGGGGGCCAAGGGCCUGAGUCUGCCACCUGGAAGACACUGGGGCAACAGUUGAAUGCAGAGCUCAGGGGCCGUGGUUGGGGCCAACAGGAUGGUCCAGGUCCCCCGUCCCCAUGUCCCAGCCCAAGCCCCCGAAGAUCCAGCCCCUCCCCAGACAGCCUGGGCCUCCCAGAGGAUCCCUGCUUAGGCUCCAGGAACGAAGAUGGCCGGCUGAGGCCGCAGCCCCGCUUGGCAGGGCGACGAGCAGUGUCUAUGCAUGAGGACCAGCUCCAGGCCCCUGCUGAACGGCCCCUGCGGCUACAGCGCUCCCCUGUCCUCAAGCGCAGGCCAAAGCUUGAGGCGCCUCCAUCUCCAAGCAUAGGAUCUGGCCUUGAAGCCGAGCCUCUACCCACCCAGUCUACAGAGCCCUCCAGCCCACCCUCCCCAACCACAAACCAAAGAGGCGGCGGCCCCAACCCCUGA
Messenger RNA from Budorcas taxicolor (takin), 4275 nucleotides. It is a transcript of the gene CARMIL2, whose product is annotated as capping protein regulator and myosin 1 linker 2. Gene Ontology annotation, biological process: regulation of Arp2/3 complex-mediated actin nucleation; cell migration. The record is from RefSeq and is a predicted model, not a curated record. The transcript is spliced from 38 exons. The coding region runs from base 1 to 4275 and encodes 1424 amino acids. Lineage: Eukaryota; Metazoa; Chordata; Mammalia; Artiodactyla; Bovidae. Gene Ontology annotation, molecular function: protein binding. Gene Ontology annotation, cellular component: plasma membrane; lamellipodium.